CCCAAAAAUUAAGAAUAAUUGGAGCUACAGCCCAGUCAUCUGGACCAAAAAAAUUUAGCGAAUAUAUAGGCUCGCUGAUGUUAUUCAGAGCUCGUCAAUCAAAAACAGCCAAGGCAAACAAGCUACUAAUCAAGAAGGACAAAAUAAAUACCUCCUCCCUACUAGCCUUCAGACUCAAGCUGCUAAGUGAAACAUUGCCAUCUAGGCAAUUGCUACACGAUCGAUAUCCAAGCACCUACGCUGAUAAUCUUUGCUCCAGGUGCCUUACAGCAGUAGAAAUCCAGAGUCACAUUUUUAAUUGCUAUAAAAACAUUGUAGCAUACAACGAAAUGGAAAACAAGAUAAGGACAAGUCUAAUAAAGCUUGUUAGGAAAAACAAUAAUAAGAAGCUCUUAACAGAAAUCAAAAGAAGAAUACAAAAACUAGACUUUGGCCAAAAAUUCAACCUAGACAAACUUGCAAGCGGAAUGCUAAGCAUAGACAUACAACUACCUGUCACCAGUCACACCAAGAUGGCAAACAAAAUACUAGCCCUACUAUACCACAAAUAUGGAUUCCAAAAUCA
Molecule: messenger RNA, 565 nt
Organism: Acaulospora morrowiae
Lineage: Eukaryota; Fungi; Glomeromycota; Glomeromycetes; Diversisporales; Acaulosporaceae
Source: the annotation of a GenBank genome assembly